This is a messenger RNA of Microcebus murinus (gray mouse lemur), 3303 nucleotides long. It is a transcript of the gene KTI12, whose product is annotated as KTI12 chromatin associated homolog. Lineage: Eukaryota; Metazoa; Chordata; Mammalia; Primates; Cheirogaleidae. The record is from RefSeq and is a predicted model, not a curated record.
UAUGUUAUUGGUAAGUCUUCCAGUCAACAGUAGGCUACUAGUAGUUAAGUUUUUAGGGAGUCAAAAUUUAUUUUCAACUAUGUGGGUGUCACCACCCCUAACCCUCCCACAUUGUUCAAGGGCUAACUGCCCUAAAUGCUUACUGUGCACCAGGCAUUAAAUUACGUGAAUUAACUAAUUUAAUUCUCACAACAACUCUCUGAAGUGGUACUGCUAUCUUCAUUUCAGAGAUGACAAAACUAAAGCAGAGUUUUCUAAAGUAACUUGCCCAAGAUCACAUAGCUAGUUAAGUGGCAGAGUCAAGGCAGACCCCAGGCACUCUGGGUUUAGAGCCUGUACUCUCCACCAGUAUACCAUACUGCCUGCUAGACUCAUGUUGAAUAGUCUCAAGUCACAAAUAGGUUUAGUUUAUACACAAUUUAGUGCAUAAGGAAAGGGAAAAAGUAAGGUAGGGGAAGGAAGGCUAAAGCACUAGUAUAAGUGUUUUACAUGCAUUGAUUUAUUUAAUCCUAUUAGAUUGGUACACCUAUGAAAUAAUUGCUGUUAUUUUACAGAAAAGGAUAUUGAAGUACAGAAGAGUUAAAUAACUUGCCAAUAUUUAGAGUGUUAGCAAGUGGCAGAGACAAGAUUUGAACUUUUUCUACUUAUACUGUACUGGAGAGAUACAAAGACCUACACCCCAGUAUAUAUGCAGCUAUAUUAUACACACACAUACUUGUACAGACACACUCACACUUCUGCAUUUACCAAACUAAAGUGCUUGGUGUUCCCAGAACAGAUCCUACAAUUUCAUGGCUCUGGGUCUCAAACCUUCUGUAGGAGUAGAGUUGCCAGAUUUAGCAAAUAAAAAUGAAGGAUGCCCAAUUAAAUUUGAAUUUUAGAUGAAUAACAAUUUUAUGUCCACAGGACAUUUGGGACAUAUUAAUACUAAAAAAAUUUUUUGUUGUUUAUCUGAAAUUCAAAUUUAACUGGGCAUCCUGUAUUUUAUCUGGCAACCCUAGCCAGGGGAAAAAUUCCUGUUAGUCAUUCAAGUUCUAAAUCAAAUGACUGUUCCUAGAUUAUUUCUCUGGGCAGUUUGUUUUUCUCUUCUGUUCUUUUAUAACUGCACCUACAUCUAUCCAAUACAGCGUUUAUUACUCUGAUUGUAGGAGCUUGAUUCUUCCCAUUCAGACACUUGAUCUCCGGUGGGAAAACUGCUUUAUGUUCAUAUCUGAAUUUCCAACCAUGGAGAUGUUGAGUGAUUGAAAUAGUUAUUGAAUAAACAUUUACUGAGAGCCAGUAGGUUUAGGAAGAAUAGUGAAGGAGAACUACCAUUUAUGAAUUGCCUUCUGUAUGUUAAAUAUAGUGCUGAUUGUUGUACAGUAUUCAAUGCUCACCAAGGCCUCAAUCGGUUAUAGUCUUCGGCCGCAGGGAGAUGACAUUCACUUGAAGCCUAUAGCCAUUUGGCACAAAUAACUGAUGCCAUUUUAGUCUCUGCAUCUCCUUGCUGAGAAAGCUGGACCCAGGCCUAGUAGGCGUAAACUCUUGUUUCCAUAGAAACAGGAGGGUCUGUACGAGUGAAAGGAGGCAGGAAGUGCAAUGUGUACUUCCGGCUUACGCCAGUGUCGCGAGCAACCCGGAAGUUGGAGCCGUGCAAAUGCAUAUGGUGGCUUCCCGCUAGGAUGCCGCUGGUGGUGUUUUGCGGACUGCCGUACAGCGGCAAGAGCCGGCGUGCCGAAGAGCUGCGCGAGGCGCUGGCGGCCGAGGGCCGCACGGUGUACGUGGUGGACGACGCGGCGGUGCUGGGCGCGGAGGACGCGACCGUGUACGGCGACUCUGCCCGUGAGAAAGCGUUGCGCGGAGCCCUGCGAGCCGCGGUGGAGCGGCAGCUAAGUCGCCAAGACGUGGUCAUCCUGGACUCGCUUAAUUACAUCAAGGGCUUCCGCUACGAGCUCUACUGCCUAGCGCGGGCGGCACGCACCCCGCUUUGCCUGAUCUACUGCGUACGGCCCUGCAGUCCAAGCAGGGGACCUCAGGUGGCGGGCGCGGAGGAAAACAGGAGCCGGCAUGUCAGUGUGAGUUGGCGGCCACGCUCUGAGGGCGGGAGACUUCAGGCGGCGGGCGCUGGUAUCCUCAGGGAACUGGAUGCGGCGAACUCUGUAGUAAACGGGAGAGCCCAGACCAACGUACCUAAGGAACUGGAGCCAGAGGAAACUGGGGGAACAGAUUCUCCAGCUUUCGUGACUCCACAGACCGAAAAAUCUGCAAAGCCUGUGCCCAGUAGUGCCUUUUAUCCUCCCGAACUGCUGGAGGCCCUAACGCUGCGCUUUGAGGCUCCCGACUCUCGGAACCGCUGGGACCGGCCUUUGUUCACCUUGGUUGGCUUAGAGGAGCCGUUGCCCCUGGCGGAGAUCCAGGCUGCCCUGUUUGAGAACCGAGCCCCACCACCCCACCAGUCCACACAGUCCCAGCCUCUCGCCUCCGGCAGCUUUCUGCACCAAUUGGAUCAGGUCACCAGCCAGGUGUUGGCUGGGCUAAUAGAAGCACAAAAGAACGCUGUCCCCGGGGAUUUGCUCACGCUUCCUGGCACUACAGAGCACCUGAGGUUUACCCGGCACUUGACCAUGGCAGAACUGAGUCGCCUCCGUCGCCAGUUCAUUUCCUACACUAAAAUGCAUCCUAACAACGAGAACUUGCCUCAACUGGCCAAUAUGUUUCUUCAGUAUCUGAGCCAGAGCCUGCACUAACCAGGAUGGGUAGAGGAAAGCCAUGACUCCUAAGGUCCACUGCGUUUUAUAUCUCUGGGAAGAACAGUCUGAGGGUCUGCAGAGCAUGUUGAUGUAGUACUGUACUAGAGCUGUUGUGACUGAUUCGCUCAAACUUUCCUGACUGUCUCUGUGCUAGGCCUUGCGUUUACAGCAUAAGUUGAGACUGGAGAAAAUGGAGAACUAGCUUGGAGUAUCCUGGCAAAUUCCUUCAGAGGACAGAGCUCAGGUGAACAGAAGUUGCUUAGAGUGGAUUCUACUUGGGAUGUCACACACCAUUGUUUUCCCCUGAGUUGUGGGAGAGCAAAUUGGAUGGAUGAGAAUUGCUUUAAAACAAUUGUGAACAGAAACUGAAGAUGGUGCAAUUCUUUGUCUGCACCUGUCCUUUUUUUCAUACCAAACUUUUUUUUAGUACCAUACUUUCUGCUAGUCUCUGUCUUGGAACUGAAUUCACAGAUAGAUCCAUUGGUUUCUGUCCUUGGGAGGUUUUGAUUUUGUGGAACUGAAAACAUAACCACCAGAUUACUUCCUCUAAUAAAAUCUUUUAAAGUAGAUUGUC